CAGCUACGCCUGCGUCCGGCUUAGGUCAUAGCGAACCGGGGUCUCACUCUCUCCCCUCCACCCAUGGCGAUUCCGCAGUCCGCGGGGUGGUCGAAAGCUUGAGAGGAGAUGUCGGACGAGGUCAGAUCAUUCUUGGACACCGGAAUCUAUCGACUGGUUCGGGAUGGGUCGAAGGUGGUCUUUCUCGACCCUGUUCGAAUCCUCAACUACUCCUACUCUCGAUUUUGGGUAUCUCCGUCGGCUUACUACUCACGCUCCUUCGAGACUACCACCGCCGCAUUGAAAACCGAUGCCGUUGAGGAUUCUCGGAUUCUGAAGAAGAGGAAGAGGACGCGAGCGCCGCGCGAUUUGAACGAGAGCGAAAGAGCCUCGGAGAAGCGCCACCAAGAAGCGAGAACUUUUUUGCUGAAUGCGCACAAAGCAUUUCUCGAAGCUGCUGAGCUCCAAGCCUUGCUUCCCGAAUUGGUGAAGUCUGAGGUCUCCUUGCCUACUAGGAGAGCUUCGGAACAGAAAUUUAUUCAGCUUGGAAGCCUCUGGCAAGCGCCGUUGUACGAGAUAUCACUUUGUUUUAGGAACAAGAACUUGUCAGAUGAUACAGGAGGUUAUAGGCUUGGCGAUCAUGGCGGAACUAUUAUAGUGCACCGAUUGUAUAAUAACUUAAUUUGUAAUGAGACAAAUGAAGAUGUGGAAGCUGAGUUUCAGAGCAAUCACUAUAUAUUACCCAGUAGAAGCUGCUUCCACAUGACCACUGAAUUCAGAAUUAAGUCUGACUUACGACAAGUUCGCAAUCUUGUUCCUGGUAAUCUUCACAAGUCAAAUCAAACACUCUCAUUUGUUGAAAAAUGUUUUACAGCUCACUCAAAAGAUGGGUUUAACUUUAUUGUGAUUGACCCACCAUGGGAAAAUGGGAGUGCCUGCCAAAAAGCAGUGUACCCGACGUUACCUAACAGAUACUUUCUGUAUCUUCCUGUCAAGGAACUUGCUCAUGAAGGGGGAGCCCUUGUGGCACUUUGGAUGACUAAUCGGGAAAAGCUACGCAUAUUUGUCGAGAAUGAACUAUUUCCUGCUUGGGGAGUGACAAAAUUUGUUCUCUCCUAUUGGUUAAAGGUGAAACCAGAUGGAUCAUUGAUCGGUGAACUGGAUUUAUUUCAUCACAGACCGUAUGAGUGCCUGCUUCUUGGAUACAUAAAUUUGCAGAAUGAUGACUCAAGAGCCAUGCCAUUUGAGUAUUUGGGAAUCAAUCAAGUCAUUGUCAGCAUUCCUGGUGAUUACUCGAGGAAGCCUCCACUGGGACAAUUAUUGAAGGAUCAUAUACCAGGCCCCAAGCCCGCAAAGUGCAUUGAGCUUUUUGCCAGAGAACUGGGGGCAGGUUGGACUUCAUGGGGGAAUGAGCCACUUCACUUCCAAGACUCAAAAUACUUUGUGGAAAGAGACAAUGAAAGAUAAUGCUCCUUGAUGGGAUCUUUCCUGCUGGAAUUAAGGCAGUCUCUUUGCCAUUGUUUGGAUGCUGCAAAGAAGCAUUUUUGACUCUGAUACCUCAUCUUUUCAGGUACUUGGAGAGACCAAUCUUCGAGCAGAGCCACACAAUCACAAUCUCGAGAUGAAAAGUUGGUGGAUGCUGCUUUGUUAAGGUCAUGAUUAAGGUGAAAAAUCUUUUGCUUUUAACUUCUGAUGUUAAUGAUGCUUGGGAUAAAGAGACAUAACAAGCGGUUGAUUAGCCUGUAGAACCCUCUCCACUGCUUGAAGAUGGUAUGCAUCUGUUGUUUAUGCAGCAUGCGGUAUAAAAUUCCAUUGUAUCAUCAACAUUAAAAUGUGAUUCAUAACUUGCAUUUUAAUCACAUUAGCAUCGCAUGAUACGUCGAA
Messenger RNA from Musa acuminata AAA Group (dessert banana), 1863 nucleotides. RefSeq names its product methyltransferase-like protein 2. Gene Ontology annotation, biological process: methylation. NCBI's taxonomy places the organism in Eukaryota, Viridiplantae, Streptophyta, Magnoliopsida, Zingiberales, Musaceae. The record is from RefSeq and is a predicted model, not a curated record. The transcript has 11 exons. Gene Ontology annotation, molecular function: nucleic acid binding; methyltransferase activity. The coding region runs from base 109 to 1446 and encodes 445 amino acids. Gene Ontology annotation, cellular component: nucleus.